Caenorhabditis auriculariae is the source of this 2757-nucleotide messenger RNA. NCBI's taxonomy places the organism in Eukaryota, Metazoa, Nematoda, Chromadorea, Rhabditida, Rhabditidae. The record is from the annotation of a GenBank genome assembly.
AUGCCCCAGCAUUUCUCCGAUUUUCACAGAAUACGAAAGCGGGUCAAAAGGUCGCUUGGGUUUGGGACAAGGAAACCUUGCAACUUGAGCUUCCCGUUAUCAAGUUUGUUUCUGAACGCAUUUGUGUUUCAACUUCAAAAUUUAAGAACUAGUUGUGGACUUUUUCGACAAGAAAUGCCCAUUCGAUUAUAUGGAUUUGGAAACAUCGGCUGCUAUCUCGGACACGGGUUACGCUGAUCCAGUUACGUUGGUCGUCGCCCUCAUCUAUCUGGAUCGUCUCAGUCUUCGUGAUAAGGUUUCGUUUUUAAACAAUUGGUUUUUAUAAGUUUUUUGUUUCAUAGGAAACCUUUCUCAGUAUUUUUUUGUUCGGCACCACGAUUUGCUUGUUUGCACACUCAGAUAGUUACGCAAGGCAAAUUUGCAUAGGGGAGAACAGUAGGGUUAUUUACCAGUUCAUCUAUGUGUUGGUUUUCUUUUUUUUUUGUAGGCUUAGCCAGAACUAUUUUUCAAAUAUUUUUAAAGAAGACUUUCUAAUUUUUAAUGAAGAUAUCCAUUCAAAGUCAAUUCAAAAAAAGUUUAGUAGCUUGCAACUGCCUAAAAAAAACAUUUUUUUCAUUUUUUUGUAUAGCUGUUUCUAUAACCCCUUGUGAAAAUGAUGUUUAACAGUGUGUGAUAAGGUCGAAAAAUUUGAAAAACGAGCUUCAGUUUGAAAAUUUCCAUUUAUUCACAUGUGCUUCACAUUUAAUUUUGUUGAAAAGUCGUAAUUCGUAGACGGGUUCAAUUGGAUCGCGAAUAGGUUCUAGGGGAAAGGGAAAUUAAAGAGUUCACAAGUGAUCAUCAACGUUCUCACAUCAAGUAAUACAGGUUACGAAAAAUAGGAUUAAGAGUAUAAAGAUAUGUUUUAAUCUUGAAUGAGUAACUGAUUUUCUAUUCAACACAGAACAUUUUACUUAGGAGAAACUAGGAUGAAAUUUAUUGUCGAUAAUGGAAAAUAUGGCACUAAUUCUAGAACUGAAGUUGCUUUUGCAGGAGUACUUUGAGUCGACGAAUCCGACGGAUCUCUACCUGCCUGCCCUCGAUUUGGCUUCCAAAUACAUUCACGAUUUCCCCACGUACGACAGCACGCAUAUUAGUGACUGGGCCGACGCGGUGUCAAUGAAGAACGAGCGAUUGGUCGAACUCGAGUGGGAGUUCAUCAAGCAUCUCGUCAGUUUCAUCUUUUCAUAAUGCUAAAUACACUCUACUUAAUUUGAUAUUGAGAUUUUAUCUUUGAAAAACAGUUUAACAGAAGUUUCAAUGUCUUUAGUUGAAAAAUUUCACAAUAGAAAGCAACAACAACGUUAAUAAUGUGAAUAUUAGCUUUAUCAUAGUGUUAUGUUUCUCUUUUCGAUUUUGAGCGUUCUAAGACGAUUUUUCUACUUGUCAACUUUCAAUUGAAUCAAAAGUAGGCGAGAGAAGCUAUUUUCGAUGAGAUUCUAGUUAAUAUUGAGCCAUAAAUCAAAGUUGCGGAGAAAAUUUGAAAACUGGUACUAAAUGAAAAAAAUAAUUUUUCAUCCAUAUUGCUGCUUUAAAACAUACUUGAAGAUUUUUGGAUGGUAGUUUUGUUUUUAAAUGUAGAAUAGGUCCCGGAAAAAGUUAGUUUCUGCCAUCUAUGUUCUUGCUUUUGUUCUCUGCAUUUAAUCACAAUAAAGUUUAAUCAUGCUUUUGGAAAAGAGCUCAAAAUUUAAUUUUUCAAGUUUCCAGCGCCUCCCUUUUUCCAUCUUCUUAGUGGAUAUAUGUUUUAAAUGAAUUUUGAAUUGAGGCUCAGAGUCUGUUUAACUUUUUGAGUUCAUGUGAGGCUGAGUAAGCUCGUGAUGAUUUUUUUAGAUUGAUAUAUUCAAAGGUAACAGGAAGAAUGAAUGAAGUCAGGCAAGGUUUUUAAUGAAAAGCAUAAAAAAGAUAACGGAAUUCUAGAGAAUUUUUGAGUUUUUCGUUUUAUAAACUUGAAGUUUUUCGAGUUUUUUUCAUGAUUAUUACCAAAGUUUUUCAUAGAUUUAUUUUUACCAACUUUCUAACCUAUGGCUGUUAGUUGAAAACUUCAAGUCGUUUUGAGAAAGAAUUUUGAAUAUUUUUCUUGAUUACUUGGUGAAGAAUCUAUGAAAAUACUAAAUCAGACACUCAUUUUUAACUGUAGUCAUACGUUUAACUUCUUCAUUUUUCUCCUCUCAAGACAUUUUUUUAUUUCAGGAUUGGGACGUUUCGAUCAAAGAGAAGGACAUCGAGCAGGGCUUGACGCGCCUGGAACGUUGGGUGACGAACGAUUUCAUCGAGAAGAACGACUUCUGCACCUACAACGAACUUUUCCACGCCUUCUCCUCGAUUCCUCUCGCCGCCUACCUUUCCCUGGCCAAACAGUUGUUCUCUUUCCUCGGAUUGACUGCCUUGGUCUACACCUUCUCCGUUUUCACGAUGUCCUCCAUCGCUGAACGUCUGGCCAACUCGCCCUCCACCUCGUCUGAAUCUCCCGUCGCUGAUGUCGUCGUUGCGAACCUCCCGAUUUGCAAUGUCACUCCGUCAUCUUCCACUGUCAUUCUCGAUUACACCCUUGACUUGGAUGAGAACAACUCCACGACGACGAAUGAGCAAGAUUCGCCCGCCCCUCGUAAGGACAUCUUCUUCGUCCACGACGAUGACUUCACGAUCGAAGACGCCGACUUCAGCAAAAUCAGCCCCAUGGAGAAAUUCCCGAUUCAUCCCUUCCUCGGCUUCAUUUCUUGA